Messenger RNA from Letharia columbiana, 681 nucleotides. RefSeq lists its product as uncharacterized. NCBI's taxonomy places the organism in Eukaryota, Fungi, Ascomycota, Lecanoromycetes, Lecanorales, Parmeliaceae. The transcript is spliced from 4 exons. Bases 1 to 681 code for a protein of 226 amino acids. The record is from RefSeq and is a predicted model, not a curated record.
AUGAACACAAUCGUCCUCGAUACCCCUCGCGAAAACGUUACUAAACGCUUCAGGCACAAAGCCCUCAAAAAGAGCCCGAACGGAUUCACAGCCAUCGUCCUCCCCUACAUACUACUCGACCAGCCGCUCAGUCAACACUACCUACCCAAUCAGCUCACCACUCAGCUAGCCACUCAGUCUAAUACUCUACAAGAGGAGGAGCAAGAGGAGGAACUACAACAGGCAAAUGCGGAGAACACUGCGGAGAAACCAAGCGGCAACAAGGCCCCCAGCACCAAGAACACGGCUCAGCUCUCCAAGAUCCCACGUCAUAUGCUCUCCACGAUUCCACAUCAAAUCAUCACUCAAGGAGGAACUACAACAGGCAAAUGCGGAGAACACUGCGGAGAACACUGCGGAGAAACCAAGCGGCAACAAGGCCCCCAGCACCAAGAACACGGCUCAGCUCUCCAAGAUCCCACGUCAUAUCAGUCAUCCACUCAGUCAGCCACUCAGCUAGCCACUCAGUCUGAUACUCUACAAGAGGAGGAGCAAGAGGAGGAACUACAACAGGCAAAUGCGGAGAACACUGCGGAGAAACCAAGCGGUAACAAGGCCCCCAGCACCAAGAACACGGCUCAGCUCUCCAAGAUCCCACGUCAUAUGCUCUCCACGGUUCCACAUCAAAUCAUCACUCAGUAA